AUGUCUGGAGUCGCAGAAAGGAAGUUUGUGAACGGCGCCUUGGAGGCCGCCGUCAAGUUCUGGUGUUCGGUGGACCGGAGAGAAGAAACACAGAACGAAACUCGGGAGAUGCUCAAAAAUUUGUCCGAAGAUGAACUCGCGAAACUGUUUCUCGCACGGCUCGAAUUCGGAACGGCGGGUUUGCGCGGUCGAAUGGGUGCCGGCUUCAGCAGGAUGAACGACGUGACCAUUCAGCAGACUACUCAGGGAUACUGUGCUUUCCUCAUGGACCUCUUUGGAGAAGAUGGCAAAGAUCGCGGGGUUGUGAUUGGCUUCGAUGCGCGACAUAACUCCAGAAGGUUCGCUCAGCUCACGGCUGCGGUGUUCUUGAGCAAAGGGGUUCGCGUGCGACUGUUUGGCGACAUCGUGCACACGCCCAUGGUGCCCUACACGGUUGUGUCGGCGAACUGCAUCGCCGGUAUUAUGAUCACAGCCUCCCACAACCCCAAGGCUGACAACGGCUACAAGGUGUACGCGGCGAACGGCGCACAAAUCAUCCCGCCGAUGGACAGCGAGAUCUCCGCUUUCAUCAACAGCAACCUCGAUUUCUGGAGCGACGUGGACGACUUUUUCGACAACAAGACUGGGAGGCUGACGGAGAAGGCCGCGAAAAGUUCUUUGUUGGAAGAUCCGUUGAACACGUUCGUUGACGCGUAUAUCAAGGACAUUGCGGCAGACCUCUGCGUUCCGAAACGCGAAGCAGGCAGCGUGAAGUUCAUGUACACCGCCAUGCACGGCGUCGGCGAGCCGAUGGUCAAGAAGAUGAUCGCGGCGUUCGGCUUCAAAGACAAUCUCCUCACAGGCAAGGCGAGGCUCUUUUCUGAGCUGGAUGCGCAGUGCACUCCAGAUCCGGAGUUCCCCACCGUGGCGUUCCCGAAUCCUGAAGAGCACGGCGCGCUGGACAUGGCGUUCAAGGAGGCCGACGCUCACGGCCUGACGCUGGUAAUUGCCAACGACCCAGAUGCCGAUCGCUUUGCCGCCGCCGAGAAAUGCGACGGUCGCUGGUAUCAGUUUACGGGAGACGAGUUGGGGGCUAUCCUUGGGGCGUACGCAAUAGAAUUAAGAGAAGGCCAGGGAAUUGCCAAAUCGAACAUGGCACUGAUAUGCUCUGCUGUCUCUUCGCGGAUGCUUCAAAAGAUUGCCAAGCUGGAUCUGACGAGGUGGGAGAACGAGUGCUUCGAAGUGUCUCUGCGGCUGCGUGCGGACGUUGUCGUGGGCUCGUUGCAGCAGCUGUUGAUUUGUUGGGAACCUGCGUCGCGCUUUCAGGACAACGGCUGCAGAUUUGCCGAGACCAUGACCGGAUUCAAGUGGAUGGAGAACAAGGCAAUUGAAAUGGAGGCGGAAGGCCUGACGCCGGUUUUUGUGUACGAAGAGGCUUUGGGUUACGCUCUCAGCCAGCGAGUCCGAGACAAAGACGGUGUAAGUGCAGCAGCGGUGUGGAUGCAGAUGGCGACCGACCUCUACGCGCGAGGCCAGACCGUGAUGGACUUUCUAAUGUCCUUGCGAAAGCGGUACGGGUAUUUCGUGACGAAGAACUCGUACUUCAUCUGUCCCGAUCCGCCCGUGAUCCAAGGGCUUUUCAAGGAUUUUGCCAACGGGGGACAGUACCCAACGCAUCUGGGGCCUUUCGCGAUCCGACGAAUCCGAGAUGUCGGCCGCAGUUACGACAGUGGGGAAACGUGCACGUUCCCCCCAAACUGCGAGAUGCUGACUGUGUACUUGGAUAACGGAGCUGUAGUUACGCUCCGUGGCAGCGGGACUGAGCCGAAGCUGAAAUAUUACGCAGAGACGAGCUCAUCGAAUCCCGAACAAGGCGCGGCAGAACUCGAAAAAGUUAUCGCCGCGGUCGUCUCCGACUUCGUGAAACCUGAUCUCCACCCCGCGAUCAAAGUGACUCUCCCCUGA
Messenger RNA from Neospora caninum, 1944 nucleotides. Its product is annotated as putative phosphoglucomutase. Gene Ontology annotation, biological process: carbohydrate metabolic process; purine ribonucleoside salvage. Gene Ontology annotation, molecular function: phosphopentomutase activity; magnesium ion binding. Bases 1 to 1944 code for a protein of 647 amino acids. The record is from RefSeq and is a predicted model, not a curated record. NCBI's taxonomy places the organism in Eukaryota, Apicomplexa, Conoidasida, Eucoccidiorida, Sarcocystidae. The transcript is spliced from 8 exons.